CAUCUGGGCCGACCCAAAUAUCAACGCAACAGCUUUAUAAUUCGAUUUCCCACUGCCUCUUCUUCCUUCUUUGCUGCUGCAAAACCUAGGGUUAAGAGUUUUUCUUAGGUUUUCAGCCGCUUUCUGCACACAAUGGUUCUUCAAAACGAUAUUGAUUUGCUGAAUCCUCCGGCUGAGUUGGAGAAGAGAAAGCACAAGCUCAAGCGUCUUGUUCAGUCACCAAAUUCUUUUUUCAUGGAUGUCAAGUGCCAAGGCUGCUUCAAUAUAACAACUGUGUUUAGCCACUCUCAGACAGUCGUGGUAUGUGGUAACUGCCAAACAGUGUUGUGCCAACCAACAGGUGGAAGAGCCAGGUUAACGGAAGGGUGCUCAUUUAGGAAGAAGGGAGAUUGAAUAGUGCAGUAAUCAAGGUUUUCUCUAGUGCUCAUUUAGGAAGAAGGAAGAUUGAAUGGUGCAGUAAAAGGUUUUCUUUAUCAAUGGUGUUGAAAAGUAUUUUUAUAUGAAAUCAAUUUUAACUAUGUAUUAAUUUUUGUUAAAUUGUACUACCUAAUCCUCUUUUUAGUACUUUCUGGAUAUUUAUUUUACAGAUUUGCUUACUCAAUGAAUAUAUAGUGUAGUUUGGAUAUUUAUUUUUGCAAUGUAUGUAAUGAACAUGCAUUGUAUAUAUUUGUUAAGUGCAUUUGAAUUAUAAUACAUCUUCUUGGGUUCCUUCCAUAUCGACUUUGGUUUUUCCAUGUGUAAGUUACCAUGGUUUACUUUCUUGUGUGCCUAAGGCCGAGCGCUUCCUUCUUUAGUGAGGGGUGGCGUGGUAUUCCACGAGAGAGGGUAUUCUAUGUGGCGCACUCCUUUUAAGGUGCGUAGGCACAAAUAAAUUCAACAAUGAAAGGGUACCUUGGCUGCUUUACUGCUCUAGUUUUAGCAGUUGAAGCGACAAGAUUUGCCCUACAUCAUAA
Molecule: messenger RNA, 953 nt
Organism: Vigna umbellata (rice bean)
Lineage: Eukaryota; Viridiplantae; Streptophyta; Magnoliopsida; Fabales; Fabaceae
Product: small ribosomal subunit protein eS27y
Biological process (GO): translation
Cellular component (GO): ribosome
Molecular function (GO): structural constituent of ribosome
Source: RefSeq, a predicted model, not a curated record